This is a messenger RNA of Thyridium curvatum, 1332 nucleotides long. RefSeq lists its product as uncharacterized. Lineage: Eukaryota; Fungi; Ascomycota; Sordariomycetes; Thyridiales; Thyridiaceae. The transcript is spliced from 5 exons. Bases 1 to 1332 code for a protein of 443 amino acids. The record is from RefSeq and is a predicted model, not a curated record.
AUGUACACCCACCCAAACGGGGUGGUGACGUUUCUGGCGCCCCCGGAGGGCUAUGUCGUCGAUUUCGACAACCCUCCAAGGACCGGGGUGCCCGACUGUUGGUUUAUUGCUGGAUUUGGCAUAGGAUUGGCUGUGCUCUUCCUGGCCCAACGGAUCUACACCAAGGUAGUGCUGGGUGGUGGUCUGGAAUGGGAUGACUUCUUCCUCUUCCUGGCCGUGGUUUUGCAAUAUGCAUCCAUGGGUUUCACCAUUCAUAUGUGUGCCCACGGGCUCGGCGGUGUGCACAUCUGGGAGCUUCCCAUUGACAAGUACAUCAAGUAUCUCAUAGUAAGUGGCGGAACUCUUGAAGAGCCUGUUGCCCGUGGAGGGACGCAGCUGCUCACGAGCCUCCAGGAUGUCUACCCGUCAGCAUGGCUCUACAACGCCUCGACGGCGAUGAUCAAGAUCUCGCUGCUCAUCUUUUACCUCCGGCUCUCGCCGCAAAAAUGGUUCCGUGUCGCGAUUUGGGUGACCAUCGCCAUCAUCACCAUGUAUACGCUGGGGAUCUGCACCCCCCUCAUCUUUUCGUGCAAGCCCAUCUCGAUGAACUGGGAUCCGUACAUCACCGAGGGAACGUGCCUGAACCGACCGACUCUGUACAUCCUCACGGCGGCGACCAACAUCAUCAGCGACUUGAUCCUCUUCGUCCUACCCAUCCCGAUGGUGAUCAAGCUGCAGAUCCCGACGCGGCAAAAGAUUGGCCUUGUGGGCAUUUUCGGCGUGGGGUCUCUGACGGUCAUCACCUCGAUCGUCCGGGAGGCGAUCCUGCCGCAGCUCCUGACCAACCCGGACGCUACAUGGCUCGUGGCGCAGGCCAGCAUCUGGACGCUUGUCGAAGGCAACCUCAUGACCAUCUGCGCGUCGAUGCCGACGCUGCGCAAGUUCCUGCGGCACGUGGCCCCCAAGCUCAUCGGCGAAUCGCGCUAUGGCAGCAACAAGAAGCCGCGGUCGCGCGAGUACGACAAGUCGCAGCCGGCGAGCCGGACGCUGGUGCCACUGUCUCAGUCGCGGCGAGAUCGCAACCAGUACUCGCAAUUCGACAACGAGCACGGCAGCGGCAGCGGCAGCGGCAUCGGCAACGACACCUUCAUCAUGGGCCCCGUGCGCAACGGGCGCAAGGCCUGCAGCGGCGGCGCAAACAACAGCGGGGGCGAGGAGGGCACGAGCUGGGGCGACAGCGACUCGGAAAGGGCCAUCAUUGCCGAGACCGGGUCCAAGACGAUCGUGCAGACGACGACGAUCCGGGUCGAUGUCGAGCAGGCGGACCCGCCUCGCAAAUCGGCCACCUCGUGA